This is a messenger RNA of Lachancea thermotolerans CBS 6340, 2049 nucleotides long. RefSeq names its product serine/threonine protein kinase regulatory subunit ATG13 (gene ATG13). The transcript has a single exon. The record is from RefSeq and is a predicted model, not a curated record. Gene Ontology annotation, biological process: autophagosome assembly; mitophagy; protein localization to phagophore assembly site. Lineage: Eukaryota; Fungi; Ascomycota; Saccharomycetes; Saccharomycetales; Saccharomycetaceae. Bases 1 to 2049 code for a protein of 682 amino acids. Gene Ontology annotation, cellular component: cytosol; extrinsic component of membrane; phagophore assembly site.
AUGACAACAAGCUUAGAUAAACAGCUUUGGGAACUGAUAGAUAACUUCUUUUUAAAGGCAGCGCUCCUUAUUUGCCACUCCAAGGGCUGGAAAGGGGCUCCAGCGGCUGACGAGGGGCCGCCAACCACAAACAGCUGGUUCAACAUCGAAACCUUUGGAGACACGAAACUGGAGCGUGAGCUUAAACCAUGGACCACAUUUGACGGAAGCGAGUCUUUGCCCCCACUGGUAAUAGAGACAUACCUCGAUCUGGCCCGGCUAAGCCCGUCCCAGCAAGUGACGUUGAAAGAUCAGGACGGGAAUCCUUGGAAUGUUUGCAAGGGCACUAAGAAGUCGGAAAUCAUGCUUGAACGUUGGCUCAUCCAGCUAGAUAAUGGGGAAGACAGCCCAAGCCUCCAAUCUUCUGGAUCGGAGGAUACCGAUGACAAUGUCUCAGAAUUAUAUCGGCAGCUUGUACUGCUAUUCCGCUACUUGGAGACACUUGUGGGUCUGCUACCAGCAAGUGAGCUACAAGCCCGCCUUAUCAGGCCAGGCGUUUCACCCGAGGCGCCCCCUCCGGUAAAGCUGGGAACAAGAAUCUUGGAUGGAUCAAAACCAAUCGUAUCGAAGGGCAGAAUAGGGCUUAGCAAGAGUCUGAUAGCCACAUAUUCGAAUGUGAUCAACGAAACAAAUUUGCCUGCGCAUUUGGAACAACGAAAAAUAACACCUAUCCGCACCAAAUUUGGCUCAUUAAGGAUUUCGGUGUCUUAUAGGAAGGACUGCGACUUUCAUGUAAACGGCAGCGAGGAAUACAACACUCAGUUUAACCAGGAAACACGCUCACGCAGUGCAGCACCUGUUGCUACGCCGUCUCUUAGGAGAGUAUCAAUGAACAGCAACAGAUCAAUGUCAAUUUCACCCAACACCACAAUCAGCCCCAGCCCCUUGGCCGAGCCCUCACCACAAAAGAGGGGCACAGUUCUUGCGAGACAACUCCAGCCGUUUAAAGCGGGCUCCGUUGGUAGUGGAUCCCUGCCACAAGUGCAGCAGGGGUCGCUCAGUCGAAACCCUUCCGCAACAUCUGUAGCUGCUGCAUUACGAGCUCAAAGGCCUAGUAAUGGGUCGAUCACUGCCCCAACCUCCCAACUACAUGAAUCGCACUUGGAGCCCUCUAGCAUAGGCAGUGGAAGUUUGUCCAAAUAUUCGUCUUCUUUUGGGCGUCUUCGGCGUCAGUCAAGCGUUAGGCGGUCCGAUAGCGUUGAAAGAUCACAGAAACCAAGCAAGCUUAACGAGUCUCCUUCAGGGGACUUACUGGAUUUCAUGAAGCUUCUGGAUGAUCGGAAGGAAUUGAAGCUGAAGAACAAAGGAACGAAGGUUGAUAUUUCAAACUCUCUGUUGAAGUUCCAAGGCAUGCGUACCACAAACAAUAAUCUAAGCACUGACCUUUCUAUGAGCAUGUCACUAGAACGCCCUAGCGUAAGUCAACCACGAAACAGAUCGAAUUCUCACUCUCCAAACUCCUCUUUCUCCCCUUCCAUCCAGUACUCCUCCAUUCCCAUGCGGCUUUCCCAGAGUCGAUCAGAUUCUUAUCGCCCCGAAAUUUUAGGUGAGCUUUCAAGUGCAAGAGGCUCUACAGAAAGACCUAAGUCAAUCAUCUCAAACUUAAAUGAAAGCUUUUAUGACGGAAGAAGGCUAGGAGGCCGCACAUCGAGCAACGAAGGAUACGCAGAAGACGAAGAAGACGAAGAAGACGAAGAAGACUUACUGGUAGGCCGAUCCGCUAUGAAUCCAGCAUCAACAAAUUUUCGAAACCGCUCAACGUCCCCUGGAUCAGUGAGGAGUGUGUCCAGCUCGUUCAGUAAAAGCCAAUUACCCUUCAAGUCUUUGAGCAACUUUUCUGGUCCCACCACAAUGGCCACGCCUGCGCAUGCAAAAUUGCACAAGGCUAUUGUCGGGAAUUCGCCUGAGACUAACGUGUCUGAUGCUCUCCCCAAAAAGGAUGAUUCUUUGAAUCAAGAAGAAGACGACGACUUACUCUUUUUCAUGAGUGACAUGAAUUUGUCCAAGUAA